AUGUUUAGCACAAUCAAGAAGCUGAUCAGGGGCCCUGUGCUAGUUCCUUCACCAGCCACAACACCUGCUCCUACACCUGCUGCUACACCUGCUCCUGCACCAGCUCCUGCACCAGCUUCACCACCAGCUCCUGCACCAGCUUCAUCACCAGCUCCUGCACCAGCUUCACCAACUCAACCAGUUAAGGAUGAAAAGCCUGCAGUCAAAGAAAAUGAAGCCAAGAAAGAAGAAGAAACUCCUGCUCCAGCCCCAAUACCUGCACCAGCUGCUGCGCCAAAACCAGAAGAGAAACUUUCCAAGCCUGAAAAAGAACAGCCACCAGCUGAAGAGCAAGAAGCACAGCCCCCUCCACCAUGUCAAAUUGUAAUAAACAAGUACUCUGAUGCACAUCUUCUAAAAAUAGUCCACCAGAUGCAGCAACGUACACAAAUUUACAAAGAAAAAGUCGUAGACCCCUAUGCAUCCUCACCUGAGUGCAGCCCUCCAGUCACACCUGUUUUGAGAAAAAAGGAUUUCUUGAAAAAGCAAGAAGAAGAGAGAAAAAGAAAAGAAGAGGAUGAGAGGAUCAAAAAGGAGGAGGAGGCAAAGAAAGCAGCAGCAAAAGCUGAGGAAAAGAAAGAGAAGAAAGAAGAGAAGAAGGAAGAAAAGAAAGAUGAUAAAACAAAAGAUGAGAAGAAAGAAGAGACUGAACCAGCCAAGAAAAGAUUUCUUUCUAUUUCUUUGAAAGUCAAAUGCACCUGUCUAGACUCAAUGCUGAAACCUAUUGAAGACAGAAUGGAUAAAGUUUUGGGCACAUCCAUAGAUCCAUGCACAGAUCGGCGGUACAUCACUUGGCUUAGCGUGGUGACUAUUGCCUUCAGCUACAACCUUUGGUUCAUACCAGUUCGUAUGAUCUUCUCCUGUCACACUCCUGGCUCAAUUCCUCUGUGGUUUACUGCAGAUGUCCUAGCUGACCUGCUCUACAUCAUUGACAUGAUCAUUUUCCAGCCAAGGCUCCAGUUCUGCAAGAGUGGAGAUAUUAUUUAUGACCGAGCUGUUAUUAAGAAGAAUUACAGAGCCUCCCUAAAAUUUCAGCAUGCCCUAAUAUCAGUGAUACCCCUGGACAUCUUCUAUAUUCCAUUUGGAUUCAAAUCCAUUUUCAGAAUUAAUCGCAUCAUGAGGUUUGAGGCUUUUUUUGAGUUCAGUGAUCGACUUGAGGGCAUCAUGACAAAGGCGUACAUCUGGAGAGUAAUUCGCACCAUUGGAUAUCUCCUGUUUGUCCUUCAUAUCAAUGCUUGCCUUUACUAUGUGGCAUCUGCCUACCAAGGCAUUGGUACAACCAAGUGGGUCUACAGUGGCCGUGGCAAUGCCUACCUGAGGUGUUUCUUCUACUCAGAGAAAACCCUGUUGAUGAUCGCAGAGCUACCUUUUCCAGACACCUUAUUUGGUCAAAUCUUUCAGAUGACCAGCUAUAUUUUUGGUGCAUUUUUUUUGUCCAUCAUUCUUGGCCAGAUGAGAGAUGUCAUUGGGGCUGCAACUGCUGGUCAGACAUACUUCCGUGCCUCCAUGGAUGCAUGUGUAGCCUAUAUGGUGUCAAAUCACAUUCCAAAGCUGGUACAACACAGAGUCCGUACAUGGUACAACUACACCUGGGACUCACAGGGUAUGCUGGAUGAGUCAGAGUUGCUGGAACAAAUGCCACUGGUAAUGAGAACGGCUAUCGCUGUGGACAUCAAUCUCACCACUUUCCAGAAGAUUGACCUGUUUAAGGGAUGUGAUAACCAGAUGCUUGUGGACAUGUUGCUGAGGCUGAAGUCUAUAGUGUAUCUGCCAGGGGAUUUUGUGUGUAAGAAGGGUGACAUUGGUAAGGAGAUGUACAUCAUCAAAGCCGGAGAGGUACAGGUUGUUGGUGGACCUGACAACAAGAUAAUUUUUGUGACAUUGAAGGCAGGCUGUGUGUUCGGUGAGAUUAGUCUUCUGCAGUCUUCAGCAAAUGGAGGCAACAGGAGAACAGCUAAUGUGGCAGCUCAUGGAUUCGCUAACCUCUUUGUGCUGGAUAAGAAAGACCUCAAUGACAUCCUGGUUCACUACCCAGAAUCUCAGAAAGUUCUGGCCAGGAAAGGAAGGAAACUAAUGAAGGCCAAGGGUCCAGCUGCGGCCAAAGCAGAAGGGGACAAAAAGAAAGGCAUAGAGCUGUUUGGACCCAAACCUCCCACUCCUAAAAUGCUUCGGGCAUUUGGAAGGUUCAACAAAAAAGCAUUUAUAGACAAACUCAAGGUAGCAAACUCAACACAGAUUUUAAAGAAAUUAAAAGGCAUAUUUAAGGCACAAAAAAUUCACAUUUUUCAUACACAUUUUGUUUUUCUUCAUUUCUCUAGGUCUCUACAAAUAUGCAAUAAGUACGGCAAAAGGACAAUUUCACCAUUCCCUUCAGGAUGCUUUCAUUUUUGUAUAUGGACUCACUUAUGAGUAGAUUGUGCAUUUUGUACCAAAACAUAAUAAAAAAAAUUAAGUUCAGUGAAUUCUUUAAAUUAAGUGUAUUUAUACACUAAUUUACAAAAAACAAUAAGCA
Ictalurus furcatus (blue catfish) is the source of this 2551-nucleotide messenger RNA. RefSeq names its product cyclic nucleotide-gated cation channel beta-3 (gene cngb3.2). Gene Ontology annotation, cellular component: photoreceptor outer segment; intracellular cyclic nucleotide activated cation channel complex; plasma membrane. NCBI's taxonomy places the organism in Eukaryota, Metazoa, Chordata, Actinopteri, Siluriformes, Ictaluridae. The transcript is spliced from 17 exons. Bases 1 to 2448 code for a protein of 815 amino acids. Gene Ontology annotation, biological process: monoatomic cation transmembrane transport. The record is from RefSeq and is a predicted model, not a curated record. Gene Ontology annotation, molecular function: intracellularly cAMP-activated cation channel activity; protein-containing complex binding; intracellularly cGMP-activated cation channel activity.